Molecule: messenger RNA, 1756 nt
Organism: Eurytemora carolleeae
Lineage: Eukaryota; Metazoa; Arthropoda; Copepoda; Calanoida; Temoridae
Product: fibroblast growth factor receptor-like 1
Exons: 13
Coding region: 667-1698 (343 amino acids)
Cellular component (GO): plasma membrane
Molecular function (GO): fibroblast growth factor binding; fibroblast growth factor receptor activity
Source: RefSeq, a predicted model, not a curated record
UAAUUCUCUUAAUAAAUUCCCCGAAAAAUCCGUAAACAUGGUGACAAAGUCCUAAGAAUUUCUCAGGAAUUUCCAGAGAAUAUUUCUGGAGAAAUUCUGAUGAAUUUCGUGGGGAAAAAAUCCGGAGAAUUUCUCAGAAAUUUCUCGAAACUGAGUCUCAAAACUGUGAUCCCACAAAAAUCUCUCAUCUUGGGGACCAAUUAUAGGGAAAUUUCUCGAGAAUUUCCGAGGAAUCAGUUACAGGAAAUGAUUCUCGAGAAAUUCCUCGGAAAUUCCUUAAAGAAAGUCACCACGGUUGGAUAAUCUGGAGAAAUUCCUCACUUUUGUUACUUGGGUUGUUUUAAACAAACAGUUAAGAAGUCAAAACUUUGAAAAUUUACAAUGUUUGACCUCGAUGCACAAACAUUUAUCAUUAAAUAUACGUAUACUAUUCGAUUCAGGAAAUAAAUGAGGAUUAUUGGUACUGUUUAAACCAAAGGUGCGACUAUAAAUCAAAAAGGAAAAUUCACAGGACAAAGACGGUAUAGCAAAUGGUGGAAAUAAAUUAGAAAUUCCAAGAUUCCACAAAUUUCCUUGUUACGCCUCCACUUUAAAGAAAGAGUCAAUUAUAAUUACGCAUGAAGUCCCCUAAAUCUAAUUUAAAAAGAAUAAUGUAAAGAAGGUGGGAUGAAGAUUAUUCUACUACUCCUCUUUAUAAUUAAUUCAGCUGGUUUAGUGGGCUGCGAUGAAAUUUUUCAAUAUUUCGACGAAAGAUUUAAACUGAAGAUUGGGGGAGACCCUCCAACUGUCAAGGAAGAGUUUGCUUGGAGGGCACUAUCUGGUGAAGGGGGAGAAGAGAUGAAACUAAAAUGUCCGGUUUUUGGAAAUGGAAAUAUGUUCUACAGAUGGUGGAAGGAUGGAGAGGAGAUAGAUGAACUCUGGGGAUGGUUUAGAAUAUCUCCAGGAUCUCACAGAACUCUCAAGAUUAAGAGACUCUCAGAGGAAACUCUUGGACGGUCAGAAUUUCAAACUUAUUAUAGAAGGUACAAAUGCCGAGGAACGAAUGGAUUUGGUUCAGAGGAAUUCAAUUUUCGGGUUGAUUAUACUCAGGAGGAAUCAUUUAAAUAUUUAGAUAUAAGAAGUGUUCUUGAACCAGGAGAACUAGGAAAUAUUACAGUGAGAGAAGGGUUCCCCAUAAGGUUAUCCUGCACAGUCAAGUUUAAAGAUAAGUUGACACUGAAAUGGAUUAAACUGGAGAAGGAUGUUGAGGAACAGAACUUGCAUCAACUUCACGAGAGCUCGUUUAAGGUAAUUGAAGAGCCAACUGAUGAAAGAUUUGCUGUUACAGAUGGAUAUCAAAUUCAAGAUGGUCAAUAUCUGCAUAGGUUAAGUAUUCUUGCCGCGCAGCCUGCUGAUGCAGGAAUUUAUGUCUGUGUCGUCUUCCUUCCGGGAGCCAACAAUCUCAACGAAGCAUUUGAUUCCCAAUUUGGAUCUGUCAAAGUUUUAAGCAAUGCAGAGCUUUCCGAGGGAAAAUCUUCUAUUUCUAGAUAUAGAUCUGAGCUGUUAACUGUGCUAGCUGUUCUUCUACCGAUAUCAUUCCUGCUUUUUCUCGUUGCUAUUCUCCUCCUGUGGAAGAUGAAUAAGGACUGCUGUGUAAGUGUAAAUAAACGGCGGAAAGAAGAUCUGAAGAAAGAACAGACUCAUCAAGCAUUUGUUUGAAACCAGAAGUCGAUGUCAUUAAUUAUAUUUUAAUCUGUAAUAAACAAAAUGAAACCUC